Messenger RNA from Misgurnus anguillicaudatus (oriental weatherfish), 812 nucleotides. RefSeq names its product POP5 homolog, ribonuclease P/MRP subunit (gene pop5). Gene Ontology annotation, biological process: tRNA 5'-leader removal. Gene Ontology annotation, cellular component: ribonuclease P complex. NCBI's taxonomy places the organism in Eukaryota, Metazoa, Chordata, Actinopteri, Cypriniformes, Cobitidae. Gene Ontology annotation, molecular function: ribonuclease P RNA binding. The record is from RefSeq and is a predicted model, not a curated record.
UACUGACGUCAUUCUAGUAUACCGCCCCCUUUUGGCCAAAGAGGAUUAUUAUUGGUCAAAAAAGAAACCCGGAAGUAAACUGCAGUGUUUUCAAAGCAAGUUACACACGUGUUGAAAAUGGUCCGAUUCAAAUCGAGGUAUUUGCUCUGUGAGGUAUGUGUCUCAAACCGGAACAGUCUUCAGCUACUGGAAGAGAGAGUCAUUCACCAAACACUCAGAGCUGCCGUGAACCGAGCACACGGAGACUAUGGCUCAGCACUGUUUAAUAUAGGGGUCUCAGUGAAAUACCUGAAUGCCCACACUGGAGUGGUUCUUAUACGCUGCAGGAAGGGGCAUUAUCGACUCCUCUGGUCUGUCCUUCCUCUCAUUACCUACCUUGAGAACAGAGGUCAAAAGGUGCAUUGCUUUCUCAACUGCUUACACGUAGGAGGAACAAUAAGAACAUGUCAGAAGUUCUUGGCUCAGUACAACAGGCAACAACUUCACAGAAUGCUACCAGACUGCAAAACAGAUGCUGAGAAACAAGAAGUUCGAAGAGCAAUCCUGAGUUGUUCACUGACAAAUGUCAAGGGGAAGGAAGCAGAGGAAGAAGAAAGUGAUGAUGACGAUGUUGAUGAAGAGACCUAAACCUGCUAUAUCAAGCAAAAUGUGUAGCUUAAGAUGUUGAAGUCCUUAUUACCAUUAAGUGAUUGAAGCAAAUGUUAUCUAUACAUGAAUAUGUAUGAACAGUAAAUAAAUUGUAAAUAUAAUAACUUCUCAACGUUUUUGGUGUAAAAAACCUUUUUGCAUUUAAUAAAUAUAUGUCAUCUUUA